Cynocephalus volans (Philippine flying lemur) is the source of this 2434-nucleotide messenger RNA. RefSeq names its product zinc finger AN1-type containing 4 (gene ZFAND4). The transcript has 8 exons. The coding region runs from base 101 to 1951 and encodes 616 amino acids. The record is from RefSeq and is a predicted model, not a curated record. Gene Ontology annotation, molecular function: zinc ion binding. NCBI's taxonomy places the organism in Eukaryota, Metazoa, Chordata, Mammalia, Dermoptera, Cynocephalidae.
AGCUGAGAGUGUCACCCUUUGAAGCUGUUAUUUCUGUGAAAGCAAAAAUUCAAAGAUUGGAAGCAUUUCAGAAGGUUGUACCUUGAAGCUAGUAUUGGCUAUGCGUGGUGGACCUAUAAAUACUAAAAAAGUUCCUAUGGAAGAUCCAUUUAGGGAGAUGGCUGAGUACAUGGAUUCUAGUCGAGAUGAAGUCUGGGAGAAGACCUCCUGCAACAAACAAGUUACAUUUUUGGUAUACCGAGAAGGAGAUCAAUUGAAUUUCUUUCGUGUAGUAGAUAGGGGAGAUGGCACUUUAACACCGUUGUCUGAAUCUUUAAGUGGUGGUUCUGUGUAUAAUUUGUAUAUGGAUGAAGAUGAAGAAAUUGAGCCUUCUCCUUCUGGACAACAGAUAAUUGAAAAUUCAAUAACUAUGAAUAAGAUGAAGCUUCUUAAGGCUAAGAUGGAGAACAUGAAUCUCAGCAAAAAGCCUAAGAAAGCUGUCAAGAUAAAACCCCAUCCACCUAUAGCUCCUCGACCUUCCAGUGGUUCCACGGCAGCAGCUCGCCACAGGCUGUUGAGAGCCCUCCCUCACAUUGGGCAGUCUUGUUUACAUUCUCCUGGGAAUGCACAUCUACCUGAAACAUCCAGGAAUGCAAUUUCAAGUUUGGCAGCUCAGCCCCCUGCUGAUAGACCUAUAUUGUCUGUCACUAGUGAAUUUCUUAAGGAAGAUGAUAACUGGGAGAGUAACAUACCAUCUCAUUCCAACGGUAGCAUCAAACUAUCACCUCAGAUACCCCAUAUGAGGUUGGAAAAUGACAAAAAGCUUGCUGAUUCUAUUUUCCAUCUGGGAUCAUCCCUGCCUAGGUGGACAAAACACUUUUCAGGAAACUUACCAUCUAAUAAUGAGGAUGACACUGUCUUAUUUCCAACUUCAGAGGAGUGUGUUACUGAAGAAUCACUUCUCCCUGAAGUGAGUUCAUCUGCUUCGUUUACAGAAGGAAAUGCUGAUGAACAGAGCAGUGGUUUAGAAGGGAUACGAAAGGCAAAUCCAGAAUUCUUACUCACUAACAGUGAUAAAGGGUUGAAAGCUACAGAGCAGCAUCUUAAACAUGUUGCAAGAGUGUUGAGCAGUGAAUCAGUAGAAACUACAGUUCUUAACCACCGUGAAUUAAGUCCUCAGAAGAAGAGACUCUUGUCACCUCUUUGCUGUUCUGCAUCAGUGUCACUACCCAAUUCUCUGGUGAAACUACAGAGACAGUCCAAAAGUUUUGAAUCUGGGAACCUCCAAACUUCCGCCUCACAAAACAUGCUCCCGUCAUUGGAAGUUCGAAACAUAACUGAUUCUUCUUUCUCUAGGACUACUCGCUUUCAAGGUAUAAAAGUUGAUUCACCUGGGAAAAAAUCUGAUGUUAUUUCCAAAACUGAGGCUUGGGAUAUCACAGAAGUGGCUAACAAGGUUUCCAAAGAGCCAGUUGGUUGUGUAAACAAUAUCAGUUUUCUUGCUUCACUGGCCCAGAGCUCAAGCAGAGACAGUUUACAGAGCAUACGUGGGGCAGGCCGGCUUCGGACCUCUGGAAUUGGGCUGUCUACAGAUGACCAGCAUUUUCAGGAAGCCUGCCUUAGGAAAAGUUCUCCCCAGUUAGAACCGACAGAAUUUUUCCUAUCUGCCCGUGGUAUUGGAAUGAAUGGAAAUAAUGCAGCAGCAGGGAAAAGAGUAGGAGAAUGUAUUCAUCACCUCCCACCUGUGAAAGCCGCUAUUCAGGCAAAGAAGAAAACAACAAAGCAUUGUUUUCUUUGUGGAAAGAAAACAGGACUGGCUACUAGCUACGAAUGCAGAUGUGGAAACAACUUCUGUGCCUGUCAUCGCUAUGCAGAAACUCACGGCUGCACCUAUGAUUACAAGAGUGCAGGGAGGAGAUACUUGCAGGAGGCAAAUCCUGUGGUUAAUGCACCAAAACUUCCAAAAAUCUAACUCUUCCUCUGCACCUUACUGUUCUGCCCGAGGAAUUGUAUUAUAAUAACAGAAGAAAUAUUGUUUAGACUGCAUUAUUUUUGUUCAACUCCAAAAGAUUUGCCAAAUAACAAAAGCAUACGAUGUAUACUGCUGGAGAAUGAGAAUGAUACCGUAUGUGACAUCUUUAUUCUUUGGUGAAUCAAAAAUUUAAAAAAUAGUCUUAAAAACUUUACACUAUAAGGGUUAACUUUGUUAUUGCAUGUCUUGUUUAAAUGUUUUAAUUUAAUAUUGCAGUUUCACUAGACAAGUCUUCAUAAGAUGCAGGAUCGGAAGUUAAUACUGACUGUGUAACCAGGCUUCCAAGAUGUACAGAGGCCACGUAGCGGCUUCACUCAAAUCAACCACACCUGCCUGCCUGCCUGCCUUUUCUUGGUAGGAAUGGGAUGGGUGAGGAUUUUUAUUUUUAAUCCCAUGUGUGAAAGUUUAUUGGAUUUAAUAGCA